AAUACACAGCCUGGCUCCUGCAGCAACUGCCAGGAUCAUAGACAGCUGCAAUCCAGGCAGUUUAAACUGUUAGGUGCUGCAGGCAAAAGUGACCAUGGCAUCUAGAUGGUUAAGGAGGGGGCUCCCUCAGUCAUCCCACUGAUUGUAGUACAUCAGAGCAUCAACUGUAAACUGGAAAUGGGGCAAUGUCCAUCAAAUGUGAUCACUGACAUCCUUAAUAACAUCCAAAAAGUCUUAAUAUAUGAUCCAGUUACCUUCUUCUUCAUAGCAGUUAAUAUCAUCUACAAACUAUUUGUAUGGGCCUACUUAUCCGAGAAGACCACAAGAAAGCAGACUAAUCUCCAGUUUAUGAACUGCAUAACCUGCAAAAACAAAGAAUGUCUUCGCUAUGUAGAACCAUCUUUGCGUCAAGGUCAAUCCCUUAACAUUCACAAUGUACAGACCAGUGGGGCUUUAAAAUCAGCAACAAUGAAAAGGUCCAUCAAAAAAUGUAUAUUAGGAAGAUCUGUACCACCAGAAAAUGUAUUUAAGGUGACCACUGGAGAUACCUUGACUUCUAAAUCAGCUGCGCUUAAUGUGAAAACAGAUGAAAUGAAAAAAAGCAAGAGCACUAAAGCCACAUCUACUUACAAGAGGACAAUUGAUGGUCAUUUAAAACUAAAUGAAACAAAGUUCAAAGAAAUUAACCAACUGCUUGUGCCACCAGUUUCCACCAAUUCCCAAGGAACCCAGGAAUCUGGGCAAAUGAUAAACAUGCCAGGACUUGAAAACCAAGAACAAACAAUUUCUUCACAAAAAUGGUCAGUCAUAAAUGUUUCAAAACUCAGAAUACAUUUCCUCAGAAAAUUUUUUGAAAAUUUAACAAUGACAUUCCCUGAAAUUGUUCAGAAGUCAGUGCAGAUGUAUAAUGAAAGUGCUAAAUUACCUACAAGAAAGGAAAGCAUCAAUGCCUCUAAAGAAAACAUCAAUAAUAAUGGGUCAGAACUCAUCCCAAGAACCAAGAAUGACACCCACGUCCUAAGUUUAGGACCCUUAUGUCUAAACGUACACUCUGACUUCUUAACUGUAAACAACCAAAUUCAAAGAUCUAAGAUGACCAUUCCAACUAUGGGAUAUUGCUUCAAUGAUAUAGCAAUAAAUGCACUAACGCCCAUUCAAGAGAGAAAUUACAAUACGGUAAUGUUAAAAACGAAUUUUAAAAGAUGGAAGAGACCCUACAAAGAGGAGACAGAUUUGCCAAUAGGUAACUUAUUACAUAUUGGAAUAAUAAAAAUUAUACAGACCUUAUCUCCUGAAGUCUGCAUAUAUAAGUCUUCUCAGCAAAUAAAGAAUAGUAUACCACUACAAUUAAAGAAAGAAACCGAUUUCCUAGAGCCUGGAAUAAAGAAAGAUGGGAAGGUUCCAAAAUCAAAAUUACAAACCCCAAAGACAAAAAAUAAAAUGGAGAUAAUAGAAAGCAAUAGGGUAAUUUUUUCAAAGGCUAUGAUGCCACCACAUGUCACCAGCGAUGACUAUUCCAACUCUCUGCAAGAACCAAAACUCAUAUAUAAUUCUAAAGUUGAUGGAAAUAUUCCUAUCACAAUGGUCCGAGAGAAUAUACAUUUAUGUCCAGAUGAAAACAUCUCAACACAGCUUUUCCAAUGGACAGACCCAAGGGAAACAUCUACAGCCAGGCUUCCUGAAGUGUUUACAUCUUUCAAAAGUUUCCUUCUGAAAACCAUGAAGCCACGUCAUCUGGUGAGAAGGCUGCACAGAUAAAGAACUACAAGAAAGAAGAGCCAAAUCUUUCCACCGGAACAUCCGUAGGAAUCAUUUUCUUCUUGUCACAUAUAUUUACUAUCAAUACAUCAAGGUUGCUUGGCUUAUUUUGCUUUUGAAUAAUUUUUUUGUUAUCUUAUGUUAGUGUGGGAGAGAACAAACAGUAGUAUAAUGUACUUGUCAGUUGUUGGAUGGAGAUUCUUUGGGCCUACCUGAAGAAUAAUUUUUAUGGCCAACCCUCCAUCGAUCCAUAUGAAGAUGAUCACCAUUAACACUUACUAAUACGGCUAUAUUGUU
Messenger RNA from Hyla sarda, 2055 nucleotides. RefSeq lists its product as uncharacterized. The record is from RefSeq and is a predicted model, not a curated record. NCBI's taxonomy places the organism in Eukaryota, Metazoa, Chordata, Amphibia, Anura, Hylidae. The transcript has 4 exons. Bases 106 to 1758 code for a protein of 550 amino acids.